Molecule: messenger RNA, 912 nt
Organism: Eimeria mitis
Lineage: Eukaryota; Apicomplexa; Conoidasida; Eucoccidiorida; Eimeriidae
Product: fatty acid hydroxylase, putative
Exons: 1
Coding region: 1-912 (303 amino acids)
Source: RefSeq, a predicted model, not a curated record
AUGUCGGUAGCAGCAAAUUCAGCUGCUGCUGCAGCAACAGCAGCAACAGCUACAGCCGCCGAACCACCAGCAGCAGCAGCAGCAGCAACAGCAGCAACAGCAGCAGCAGCAGCAGCAGCACAAGGAACGAUACAAAAGACAAUCCCUGCAUCUGCUGCCUCCCCUAUAUGCCCCCAGCACGGCGUAUAUAUAAAACUAGCGGAUGUAAGACAGAGUGCUUCUCCCGCUGCUGCUGCAGCAGCAGCAGGAACAGCAGCAGCAGCAGCAGCAGCAGCAGCAGCAGCUCCUGCUGCUGCUGCUACUCUGGUGACAUAUGAAGAAUUUGUAUUAAAUAUAAAAAACUUCAGCCACCCGGGAGGAGACGAUCUGCUGCAGCAGUUUUAUGGUGGAGAUAUAACAGCAGCAUUUGCUGAUGCAGGCCACAGCAGCAGCGCGAAGCUGCUGCUGCUGUCUUUGUGUGUUGGUAUCAUCGAGGAGAAGAAGCAGCAGUAUAUCCAUAAAACUGGCAAUGUUUGCUGCUGCUGCAGCAGCAGCAGCAGCAGCUGCAGCAGCAGCAGCAGCAGCAGCAGCAAGUGGAAAGAAUUCGGCAGAGAAAACGGUGUAAAAAGAAGAACUGCAGCAGCAGCAGCAGCAGCAGCAGCAGCAGCAGCAGCAGGAAAGGAUAGCACCACAGAUGAGGAGUCAGAGAUAUCGUCAUACACUGAAUGCAGCACAGACAACCCAGCAGCAGCAGCAGCAGCAGCAGCAGCAGCAGCAGCAGCAGCAGCAGCAGCAGCAGCAGAGCCUCUUAUAGACCUAGAUAAACCCCUCGUUCCUCAGGUGUAUAGGAUGCAGCACGAGGUGUAUAUGCAGCUCAUCAAUACACCCCACUGCACCAAAAAAGUUUAUACACUUCUCCCCUGGCCUAGGUAA